CGUAUAAAAUCGAAGCUCUUUCCUAAGUUUACUUCAUUGUAUACUUGCACUGAAUCCGUUCUUUCAUCAGGAUUGUGAAGAUCGAGCUAGGGAUCGAUGAGUAAGACAUGGGCUCUCAUCACCCACCUCCACGCUAUUGCAGGGCCGAGCCUGACCCUGAUAUACCCGCUGUACGCGUCGAUCUGCGCGAUGGAAAGCCCGUCCAAGUUGGACGACGGGCAAUGGCUGGCAUACUGGAUACUGUACUCCUUCAUCGCCCUCUUUGAAAUGGCAGCCGAGCAAGUCUUGUACUGGAUACCGUUAUGGUACGAGGUGAAGUUGCUGUUCGUGGCGUGGCUGGUGCUGCCGCAGUUUAGGGGCGCAUCCUUCAUCUAUGAGAAGUUUGUCAGGGAGCAGAUCAGGAAGCACGGAGUGAUGCUGCACGGCCAAGGUCACGAUCACGAUGCUGGCCACAGAACGCACAUCCUGAAGGCUGAGCAUGGCGUGCACUGAGGAGCUAGCAGCAAGCUAGCACAAUAUUAGUCCGUCCGUCAGGCGACAAACCUAACGAAACCUCCGUGGAUUCCCUUCCGCUGUGGAGUAGCAACACAUGGUUGCAAAUCUGUGUAUGAUUUUAAUUGCAUUGCGCAAGAUGGGCGUCCUGGUUGAUAUAUACAGUAUAUAUUGCUUAUCUGGUGAGAAGAAUGUCAGAACCUCGGGUUGGACUUGGA
Molecule: messenger RNA, 710 nt
Organism: Brachypodium distachyon (stiff brome)
Lineage: Eukaryota; Viridiplantae; Streptophyta; Magnoliopsida; Poales; Poaceae
Product: protein HVA22
Exons: 5
Coding region: 97-492 (131 amino acids)
Source: RefSeq, a predicted model, not a curated record